Messenger RNA from Acanthoscelides obtectus, 5100 nucleotides. Lineage: Eukaryota; Metazoa; Arthropoda; Insecta; Coleoptera; Chrysomelidae. The record is from the annotation of a GenBank genome assembly.
CGUCGAUCAAAAUAAGGUCAAUGUUCCCGCUGAUCCAGUCAUCGCGUACUACCCAUAUAUCCAUCUAUCGGCAAUGGCACAUAUUUAGUUACUCGACUGUGCAUCAAGAUCAAAGUUUAUCGAUUUUUUGACAACAUCGUUGUUUAUAAACGUUUUUAUUAUUGCCUGUGCAAUUCAAUGAAACAGAGAAGUAAUUAGUUUUCUUUUAUCUGUUCAGCUGGAUAGUAUGAUGUUACUGUUUUGUGUUAGUUUGAUCGUCAAUGCUGGUUACGUGGUACUCGCAGAUCCAGAAUUUCUAAUCGACAACCCAAAAUGUAGGCUGCCAAACUUCCCAGCGUUUACAGAAGAUACAAAUGCCACUCAUAUUCCAUUGCCUUAUCCAUCAAUACCAGAUUCGAACAUUCUGACUUACACUACCGUUCAUGAAAAUAAGGGGUACCUGCAUCUAAACACAAGUGCCAUUGAUGAGAUCUUCAAUAAAAAUUGGAUGAGGGAUAAUUUGAAUUGUUAUUACAGUUAUGUUCGAAGAAAUGGAAGUGCAGAUGAACCGGAUGUUGGAGUCAGCUUCUCGCGAUGGUUUCCCUUCAGCUCAACAGUAGAACUCAGCGAAGAUACCGUCUUGACCCAAUGUUCCCUAUAUGGGCAUUAUCCAAUAUACAUGAAUCUGCAUAGCCCAAUCACAGUCUCGGAUCACUUGCAGAAAAGACUCGAAAAAACUGCUACAAAAGGUUCCAAGCCUCUCAGCGUGUUGUUCAUAGUGAUAGAUAGUGUGUCCAGAUUGAACGUAGAGAGAACGAUGCCUAGAACAAGGCAUUUUUUGCUUGAAAAUGGGUUUUGGGAGUACAUGGGCUACAACAAAAUGGACGAUAACACGUUUCCUAAUUUCAACGCACUCCUAACUGGGAUGGACUUGACGAUGUCCUAUUCCGUAUGUCAACCUGACAAAAUAGGGAUGCUGGACAAGUGUCCAAUGAUAUGGUAUCACUAUAGAGAUAAUGGUUAUGUUACUGCCUAUGCAGAGGACUGGGCCGAUCUGUCAACGUAUAACUACCAGAAAAAGGGUUUUCUACAACCACCCACUGACUACUACUUCAAGCCGUACUUUGAUGCUUGCAGAGGUGUUCUAUACAAUACAAUUAUUGAUACUAUGCCAUUUUACUGUGGUCCAGAAACCCAAGGGGAGAGGGUCUUGAAUUUAGCGAAAGACUUCGCUAAGACAUUCAAGAAUAAACCAAAGUUUGGCAUUUUCUGGAUGAACACCUUCAGUCACGAAAACGUCAGCUCACCCUCACGAAUGGAUGGUGUGUUCGAGAAAUUUUUCAGCGACUUUAAAAGCGAAGGACUAUUAGAAGACAAUAUGGUAGUACUUCUGGCUGACCACGGUAUGAGAUUUGGACCAAUUAGGUCCACUCUUCAAGGGUGGUAUGAAGAAAGACUACCCGUCAACUUCAUUUCUGUGCCAUCUUGGUUUCAACAAGCUUUCCCUGAGAAGUACGAGAACCUCAAGAAGAAUUCUAGGAAGCUGACUAGUACGUACGACUUCUACAUGACUUUACAGGAUGUGCUUGCAAUGUCAACUGACUACCAAGUGAAAAACAGCAGAGCAUGUCCAAGCUGCACCUCGUUCUUUAAUGAAAUACCAGAGGUGCGUAGUUGCCAAGAAGCUGGACUACCAGAUGUUUGGUGCGCAUGUCUGGGCAAAUUCAAAAGAACCGAGGAUCACGAAAUCAGUCCACAGUUCCUACAAGAUGCCGCUAAACGCGCAUUGCAGCACGCUCAGGGUAAAGAGACGGUGGAGCCAAAUUCGGUAGACUGGUGGUUGGAACAAACUUAUAGGAUUAUAACGUCAGCCGUACAGAAAGGCGUCAACGGUCAGUCAUACUUGCUGCUGGUGUUUGAAGUUGUUCCUCACAUGGCGUACCAAACGCUAUUUGUGAUAAACACAGAGCCCUUAGAGAUAGUGAGGCUAGCACAAAAUUAUCAAAUUCGGAUUUAGAUAUAAAAACUAUACCCCAUUCGUAGUCCAUACCCAAAAGCGAGAUUGUACAGGUCCGUAUUUUUUUCAAUGGUCUUGAAAUAAUCUAACAAAAUAAAUGAUUAUUUAUAUAGAAAGAAGUGCACAUAGUUUUCACAAUUCUUGAUUCGUUGGAGUUACUUGAAUCAUCGUCCGAAUUGUUAAUAUUAAUUAUUACAGGUUCAACUUGAAUAUCGAUCAUAUUGCCCAAAUCCCACGUCUUUGUUUCGAUUGUCUCUUGAACGUGGCGGAUGCCCUCGCUCUGUUGACAGCUUCAUAAAAUAAAUUUUCCACGUCAGAAAAUUUGGAUGGUCUACUGUUUGCAGCCAGAUAGUUUUUUAUGUUUGUCCAAAUCAUUUCAAUGGGAUUUAAUACGCCGCAGUGAUAAGGGGGUCGCCUUAAAAUGGUCUUAUUUUGGUUUUUAGCCAUUUCGUCAGUAACAUUAAGAUUAUAUUUAUAUUUGUGCUGUGUGACUAGAUGGAUAAGUUCUGCUUUGACCAUACUUCCAUUGAAACUAAUGUUUUUUGAGAAGCCAUUGUGAAUUUUUGCUUUUCUUGUGGUAUGCAGCACUAUCAAGUACAAUGACGGCAUUGUCUUCAAGCUUUGGGAGCGUUUCUUCAAACCAUCGUUCAAAUCAGCUCCCGUCCAUUUAUUCAUGGUAGUCGGUCUUCGACUCAAAUGCCCAUAGGGCAGUGGGCACAAAGAAAUCUUCACUGCCAAUGUGAUAGAGAAAAAAUCGUUUUCUUUGUCCUGGAAAUAAUUAUCUCAUAUAAUAUUCAAGAAAACUCAUAAUAAUACAAGCAAAGUAUCUAUCUAACAGGUGUUGGUUCCAAAUCUACCAGGUAUAGCUAAGUUUAGGGUAGCUAAGUCUUUAGCGUUGGCUCAUAGAUUCAGUCUACUUGGCACCAUUUUUACACAAAUGAUGGAUUGUUUAGAUAUAUGUACCUGGCGGAUUCUUCAGGCUAGUGGUUAGUCCAUGUAAGAAGGCUUGUCAUGCUGAUUUAAUUGUAGAGGCAGCCCAUACCUUAGGUUUUGUAUGUCCUGCAUUUAUCUGGGUUUCAUCCAAGUAAUAAAUCUUCCUGUCCUGGUCGUGGUAUUUCUUUAUUGAUUUUAAAUAAUUUCUUCUCCAUAAAAUAAUUUCUCUUCUGUCCAUCAAAAUACUAUUUAUACCCCGUUUUCUAUACUCAAAAUGAAGUUCUUUGAGUCCACUAUAGAAUGUGGUCCUUUUGAAAGUAGGUAAGUCUUCAUCACUAUUAACCUCAUGUAAUACUUUGUCUCUAGUAGGAAGCUCCUGUCUUUCAAAAAAUGUAUAGACUUUGCGUCUGAUGGCAUUCCGAUCAAAGUUAUCAACUGUAUCCAUCAGCUUCAUGUAAUGCAACCUCUUGUGUGGUGGAGACAUUUUUUUUAUUGUUUUAGGACAUAAGCCUGUUUUGUUCGCCACAAAUCUUUCAAUAUCAAGAAUUUUUAGUCCAGGAUGUUCUAAAAUUUUGCUCUUAUAAACGUUAAGGACAAUUACUUUUGCCUGAAUAUUCAAAUGUCCCUUCUUGUCAGGUUUUCGGGGAGGAGACAUCACUGAAGAGGAAGCAUGGCUGAAGGAAGGAUUUGGAGAGAUAUUCUCAAUUUCAUCUACUGUAUCCGUAGACGACAUGCUAAGGUAUAAACACAUGCACCGAAUAUGAACAGCAAGUGUAGGCGUCAGCGAGCCGGCGAUAUCCCGAGCCUGAGUUCUAUCUUGUCGAAUCCUGCACUUCAUAGUUUUAUGGCUGAAUGACCAAUAGCUACUGCAAGGCUUAGGCGGCUGCCGCUUUGCCGCGCUGCAUCUUAAUGUGCCGGGGCGGAAAUGGACUACGAAUAGGGUAAAACUUCAUUGAACAUUAAGGAGUUUGCUCAAUGUAUUGUAUUUAUUUAAGAGAGUUUAACAUAGAAAUAAUAAAGAAAUGUUUUUUUUUAUUUCGUAAUGUCGAAGUCAUGACGUCACUUAACCUAACUUAGCUUGCUUAAAGUUGGCAUAAUCUAACCUAUCAUGUGGUAAAUGGAGCAUUGCCCAUGUAUUAGGUUAGGUUCAGUUAAGUUGGCUAGUUAAGUUAGAUUAAGUCAACCGAUUUUAUAUAUGCUCCAUGAAUGGAAUGCCCUGUUCAAAAGAAGUAGAUUCAUAUAACAUUCAGUAUCAAUGAUAUUUAGUUCAGUGUACUAAAAUUAUUAACUUUAAUAGCACUCCGCCAUUGUGGAGAAGAGAGGAAUUUGUAUUAUUUUCCAUUCUAUAGACAGUGUAAAUUAAAUAGUGAAGACGGUGGUCUAAACUUAUGUACGUAAGUAUAUCAUAAUUAUUCAUCAAUGAAUCAAUUUAGGACAAUUAACAUCAACAAUCUAAGAAAAGCUGUAUCAGAACUGAAAUCUAAUAGAAAUCCAAGUGGGAAUCUCUCAAAAAAGAUUCUAACUGACUGUUUCAAUAUAAUUGGAGAGAAAUUAUUAUUAUUGGUGAAUCAUUGCUUAGUACACUUACUCCUGUGCCAAAAGUUCAACAUUCUGAGCUGUAUACAAAUAUGAUGUUCGAUAGGAUAUUAUAUAAACAAAUCAUUAGAUUCAUUGGAAAAACAAAUUUUUGACAAAAUAUCAAGCUGGAUUUAGGAAAAAACUGUUUUAAAACAGCCAAAUGGUGGUGGAAGAUUUUAGAAGAAGUAUAGAUGAGAAACAAUGUACUGGAACAGUAUUUUUUAAAUUCAAAGGGGCAUUUGAGACUAUAGAUAGGGAGAAACUGUUAAUGCACGCAUCACUAUGGUUUUAAAAGAUCAGUAUUAAACAUUUUACAAAAUUAUGUAGUAAGUAGAAGUCAAAAAACUAAAGUUGGAAAUAUUAUGUCAUGCAUUGAAAAUAUAUCAGUAAGGUGCCACAAGGGAGCAAAUUAAGGCCGUAACUAUUUAAUAUUUAUAUAAAUGAUAUCUCUGAUAUUUUAGAACUCUGCAAAAUUCAAAUAUUUGCGGAAGAUAAAUUGAUAUAUGUAUAUAUAGCACAUAAGCGUUUGGACACUGCUUUAGAGCUGUUAAAUAGUGAUAUUAAGAAAAAUAUGGAUUGGUUAAAUGUUAAUA